CUCCGUUUUCUUUGUGUGCCUGUUCGUUCUCGUUCUUGCUUCGCUCUCUAAGUUUCCCGUCUUCCUUCUUUCUGGUCUUCGCUCCAUCUCUCCAGACCUUAGCACAGGACUACCUUCUCUUUCGUAAGCGAUUGUGCUGGGUCCUUUUCCGGUACGGCGUGAUCGACCGCGUCCGUCGCCAGCCUUUUUUGGGUCACCGCUCUGAGCUUCCCCAGUUCCUUCCUUUCCCUCCGCUUCUUGCGCUCUUUCCGUGGUGCGGUGUCCGCCUGCUUCUCCCCUUUGUGUGUCUUCGUCUCUCGUUUGUCCUUCGACUUGGCAAGAUGCAGACGCCGAUGAUGACUCCGCAGACGACGCUCUCCAGCGGCAUGGGAGGCAUCGGCAGCGGGCAGACACCCGGGACGCCUGGAACGAGGCUGAGCAGCUCCGGCGUGUCUACACGAGGCCGCCCGACCAAAAUUGCGCCGGACAUGAGCAGAAUCAUCUACGUCAGAAACCUCCCCUUCAAAAUCACAGACGAUGAACUCUACGACAUCUUCGGCAAAUACGGAGCUGUCAGACAAAUUCGAAAGGGCAACACCGACAAGACGCGCGGGUCAGCCUUCGUCGUCUACGAGGAUGUCUUGGAUGCCCGCGCCGCCGUCGACCAGCUUUCCGGUUUCAACGUCGCUGGCAGGUAUCUGAUUGUUUUAUACUACAACCCGCAGAAGGCUGCGCAGCGCCAGCAGAUGCUCGCACAGAAAGAAGAACUGGAACGCAUUCGCCAGUCGUACCAAAAGAAAUCAGGCGCGUAG
Molecule: messenger RNA, 791 nt
Organism: Toxoplasma gondii ME49
Lineage: Eukaryota; Apicomplexa; Conoidasida; Eucoccidiorida; Sarcocystidae
Product: pre-mRNA branch site protein p14, putative
Exons: 3
Coding region: 321-791 (156 amino acids)
Cellular component (GO): cytosol
Molecular function (GO): mRNA binding
Source: RefSeq, a predicted model, not a curated record